AUGAUUCAGAAUAUUGAGAAGACAGCUCUGCUCUCUAAACAUGUCAAUCUACUUAUCACUGAAGUGGAACCUGAGGCAGCAGAUCAGGAAAUACGGGAUUUUAAGAUGCAGAUUAAUCUGGCUAAGGAAAAGCAGCAGAAACCCUUCUCUGAGAAGACAGUGAAGAAAGAUUUUAAGAUGAUUAUCAUCUCAGAUGAGAAGAAGAAGAAGAAGAAGAAGAAUAAGAAGUGA
Blastomyces gilchristii SLH14081 is the source of this 231-nucleotide messenger RNA. RefSeq lists its product as uncharacterized. The transcript has a single exon. The record is from RefSeq and is a predicted model, not a curated record. Lineage: Eukaryota; Fungi; Ascomycota; Eurotiomycetes; Onygenales; Ajellomycetaceae. Bases 1 to 231 code for a protein of 76 amino acids.